Trematosphaeria pertusa is the source of this 1759-nucleotide messenger RNA. Its product is annotated as sphingoid long chain base kinase-like protein. The transcript is spliced from 3 exons. The record is from RefSeq and is a predicted model, not a curated record. The coding region runs from base 125 to 1657 and encodes 510 amino acids. NCBI's taxonomy places the organism in Eukaryota, Fungi, Ascomycota, Dothideomycetes, Pleosporales, Trematosphaeriaceae. Gene Ontology annotation, cellular component: membrane; cytoplasm; intracellular membrane-bounded organelle. Gene Ontology annotation, biological process: sphingosine biosynthetic process.
UAACACCAAUCCAGUUUGGAGCAUCCGCGCUAUGGGCCACGCUUCCUGCUGACCUCACUCCUCUCGCUCACAUCGCUCUUGCUUGCUGCGCGAUGCAAUCCCUCCUUUGUGCCUCUUCGUGACCAUGGCUUCCAUCCUGGAGGACGACCCCUUCAAGGACCCUUCGCUAGCCGGUACCUCCACCCCGCUGUCGCAGCCGCCGUUCGCCGUGAAUGUCCCCGCCACGCUGCCCGUGGGCAGAAAUGCCUCACUGACGCUGGGGACGGAUUCCUUGGUUGUGUUAGAUGAAGAGCUGCUGGAAAGCAGAGGCGCAAACUGCUGCGGCGUCAAUCUUGCUGGCAAGAAUAAAACCACUCGCUCGAUACCAUUCUUCAAUAUCCUCUGGGCCGAGACUUCCGACGACGGAGAGAUCAUCAUCCAUUAUGCGCAUAACGUUUCGAAGAAAGUCGUCCGCCCCGCGAUCAUUAGCUACAAACUAGACAAGCCGGAAAGCAAUCUGACAGAAGGAUGGAUGGAGAGGCUGCUGGAGCGCGCGUACGGGGCCUCCCAGAGGCAGAAGCGCAUCAAGGUGCUCAUCAACCCGUUUGGAGGGCAGGGCGGCGCGCAGAAGAUGUAUCACAAGCACAUUGCACCGAUAUUUGCGGCCGCGCGGUGUGAGCUAGAUGUAGAGAAGACGCAGUACAGCGGGCAUGGUGUGGAGAUUGGGCAGAAUCUGGAUAUCGAAGCGUAUGACGCCGUGGCUUGCUGCUCCGGAGAUGGUAUACCCCACGAGGUCUGGAACGGCUUGAGCAAGAGGGAAGAUGCUGCUCGUGCGCUGGUCAAGGUCGCCAUCGCGCAACUACCCUGCGGUUCCGGGAACGCUAUGAGUCUGAACUUUAAUGGGACGGAUAGCCCCAGCCUCGCAGCACUUGCUGUCGUAAAGGGACUCCGCACACCCCUGGAUCUGGUCUCAGUGACCCAGGGCGACCGACGCACUCUCUCCUUCCUCUCCCAGUCUGUGGGCAUUGUUGCCGAAACCGACCUCGCAACAGAGCAUCUACGAUGGAUGGGCAGCGCGCGCUUCACAUGGGGUUUCCUCGUCCGGCUCCUCGGAAAGACCAUCUACCCGGCUGACAUCGCCGUCAAAGUAGAGCACGACAACAAGGCCGCGGUGCGCGAAGUAUACCGCGCCGAGUCCUCGAAACCUCCUCUAACCCACGACUCCCGGCCUCUUCCACCUGCGGGGACAGGCCUCCCAGCGCUCCAGUACGGCACCAUCAAUGACCCCCUUCCAUCCUCCUGGACGCUCGUCCCACACGACCACCUCGGAAACUUCUACGCCGGAAACCUCGCGUACAUGUCGCCCGAUGCCAACUUCUUCCCAGCCUCACUCCCCUCUGACGGCUGUCUCGAUUUGAUCCGCGUCCGCGGUGACAUUGCACGACUUACUUCUAUCAAAACCCUACUGGCGAUUGCAGAGCACAAGUUUUUCGACUUGCCGCAUGUGGAUUACCAGAAGAUCAGCGCGUAUCGGAUUACCCCGAAGAAUCAAAAGGAUGGGUACAUUAGUAUUGAUGGGGAGAGGGUACCUUUUGAGCCGUUCCAAGCAGAAGUGCAUAGAGGGUUGGGGACAGUGUUGAGUAAGAGCGGGCAUAUGUUUGAGGCAAAGGGGGUGUGAAGGGUUGGUCGGGAGCGCGUGUAUAGGACUGGGAUUGUAGAUACCAGAGGAGCCAGCCGGCUAUUUCAAGCCAGGUGCGAUGGGUUGGAAAGGGAUUCAGGG